Messenger RNA from Beauveria bassiana ARSEF 2860, 1485 nucleotides. Its product is annotated as aminopeptidase I zinc metalloprotease. NCBI's taxonomy places the organism in Eukaryota, Fungi, Ascomycota, Sordariomycetes, Hypocreales, Cordycipitaceae. Gene Ontology annotation, cellular component: fungal-type vacuole. The transcript is spliced from 2 exons. The record is from RefSeq and is a predicted model, not a curated record. Gene Ontology annotation, biological process: proteolysis. Bases 1 to 1485 code for a protein of 494 amino acids. Gene Ontology annotation, molecular function: metalloaminopeptidase activity; zinc ion binding.
AUGGCUCCUCCCCAGGCCGCCCUCGAUUUUAUCGACUUUGUCAAUGCCUCGCCGACGCCGUACCAUGCCGUCGCUACCGCCGUCAAGAUUUUCGAAAAGGCUGGCUUCCAGCAAAUUCACGAGCGCGACUCCUGGGCCUCGUCCGUCCGCCCCGGCGGCAAAUACUACGUCACCCGCAAUGGUUCCUCGAUUGCCGCCUUUGCCGUCGGCCACAAGUGGCGCGCGGGCAACCCCGUCUCCGUCGUCGGCGCCCACACCGACUCGUGCUGUCUGCGGCUCAAGCCCGUGUCCAAGAAGUCGCAGGUCGGCUACGAUCAGAUUGCCGUGGAAAAGUACGGCGGCGGCAUCUGGACCUCGUGGUUUGACCGCGAUCUGAGCUUGGCCGGCCGCCUCCUCGUCCGCGAGGGCGGUUCCAUUGUGCCCAAGCUCGUCAAGAUUGAACGGCCGCUCGUCCGCAUCCCCACGCUCGCCAUCCACCUGCACCGCCAGAGCAACUUUGACCCGAACCUCGAGACCGAGAUGUUGCCCAUCACUGCCCUCGCCGAGCAGCAGCUCGGCAAGCCACCCCCCAACGCCGGCCGCCGCCCCACCGAUGAGGAUGGUGAUGAGGACUUUGAGCCUCUUGCCGAGAUGACCGACCGCCACCACCCCGCCGUCCUCAACGUCAUUGCCAACGAGGCUGGCGUCUCUGUCGACGCCAUUGUCGAUUUUGAGAUGAUGCUCUACGACACCCAGGACGCCUGCAUUGGCGGUCUCAACAACGAGUUCAUCUUUGCGCCCCGUCUCGACAACCUCGAAAUGACUUACUGCUCGAUCGAGGGUCUCAUCUCCUCUGUAAAUGCCAAGGACGCGCUCCACAACGACAACACCAUCCGCAUGGCCGUCUGCUUCGACCACGAGGAGAUUGGCUCCAAGUCGGCCCAGGGCGCCCACUCCAACAUGCUGCCCGCAGUUUUGCGCCGCCUCGCCGUGCUGCCCGGCAGCACAUCCCGCGAUACCGGCUCGGACAAGAGCUACGAGCAUGUCGCAGCCGACAGCGAAGAGUCAACGGCCUUUGAGCAGACGCUCGCGCGGUCGUUUCUCGUCUCGGCCGACAUGGCGCACGCCGUGCAUCCCAACUACGUUGGCAAGUACGAGGCGGCGCACCAGCCGGCCAUGAACAAGGGCACCGUCAUCAAGGUCAACGCCAGUCAAAAGUACGCCACCAACUCGCCCGGCAUCGCGCUCCUGCAGGAGUGCGCCCGCGCCGCCGGCGUGCCUCUCCAGCUCUUUGUCGUCCGCAACGACUCGCUCUGCGGCAGCACCAUUGGCCCCGGGCUCGCUGCGCUGCUGGGCGUGCGCACCAUUGACGUGGGCAACGCGCAGCUCAGCAUGCAUAGCAUCCGCGAGACUGGCGGUACUGCUGAUAUUGCCUUUGCCAUCAAGCUGUUUGACAAGUUUUAUUCCUCGUACAGCGUCAUCGAGCCCAAGAUCUUGAUUGAUUGA